This is a messenger RNA of Hibiscus syriacus, 702 nucleotides long. Its product is annotated as high mobility group B protein 3-like. Bases 65 to 511 code for a protein of 148 amino acids. The record is from RefSeq and is a predicted model, not a curated record. The transcript has 8 exons. NCBI's taxonomy places the organism in Eukaryota, Viridiplantae, Streptophyta, Magnoliopsida, Malvales, Malvaceae.
UUUCUUAUCACAUAUCGCGUCCCUUAACCCUAACCCUAGAGCUCUACCAGUUGCAGGAUUCGACAUGAAGGGAGGUAAAUCCAAGUCGGUUACCAAGAGCGCAAAGCUCUCCGUGGAUAAGAAAUCAACCAAAAAGGCUGGAAAGAAAUCGGGGAAGGCGGCUAAGGAUCCAAACAAGCCAAAGAGACCUGCUAGCGCCUUCUUCGUCUUCAUGGAGGAGUUCCGUGUGCAAUACAAGGAGGAGCACCCUAAAAACAAAUCCGUUGCUGCAGUUGGCAAAGCUGGUGGAGAUAAAUGGAAGAGCCUGUCUGAGGCUGAAAAACGACCUUAUGUUGAUAAGGCAGAGAAACGAAAGGCCGAGUAUGAAAAGAACAUGAAAGCCUACAAUAAGAGACAAGCUGAGGGUCCCAAAGAUGAUGAUGAAUUGGAGUCUGAGAAGUCUAUGUCGGAGGUGAAAGAUGAAGAGGAGGAAGAUGAUGAAGGCAGUGGAGAUGAAGAUGAUGAUGAGUAGGAAAUUCCAAGGAGGAUAGCAUAAUCAAAGUAGGUUGUGAUAGUGUUUGAUCAUCUUAUGUUAAUGCUUUUAAAUGCACAUUUCAUUUAAAGAAAAAUGUAACUUUGAAUCUUGUCGGUUUCUUUUUACAUUUUGAAAUUAAAAGGUGUAGAUGGGGAAUUCGCUGCUAUAUAUAUUUUACGUUCAAGGUU